This is a messenger RNA of Dracunculus medinensis (Guinea worm), 531 nucleotides long. NCBI's taxonomy places the organism in Eukaryota, Metazoa, Nematoda, Chromadorea, Rhabditida, Dracunculidae. The record is from the annotation of a GenBank genome assembly.
AUGACAGUGGUAAGUGGAUGCUUUUUGGUGUUGCUACUUACAGUUAUACAAAAGACGAUUGAGCAAAGGGAUAUUUACGAUACUCAUUGGGAUUGUAAAGUAAGUGAUCCGUUAUCAUGCGAUCAAACGAAAAAUGAAGUAUGUGUAUUUAAAGAUGGCAGAUAUAGUUGUGAAUGUCCAACAGGUGUUUCGAGAUUGCAAGACGGACGUUGUAUCGUGAUUGAUGAAUGUUCAGAACCUCGCUUAAAUGAUUGCCAUGAAAAUUCUCGUUGUAUUGACCAAAUGGAAGGUUAUACAUGUCAGUGUAAUCCGGGUUUCGCUGAUGUUUCUGAAGACAUACAGAAAAAACCUGGUCGAAUUUGCCAAUCAGAAGUGAAUGAAUGUUUACAACCGGCCAGAUAUUAUGUUGACUGUUCGGAAAAUGCUGCAUGUCAAGACACUCCAGAAGGUUUUACUUGUCUAUGUCGGCCAGGUUUCACUGAUACUAGUGCACAUUAUUCAUUACUGCCUGGUCGGAAGGUAUGUUUUUAG